Molecule: messenger RNA, 4646 nt
Organism: Hemiscyllium ocellatum (epaulette shark)
Lineage: Eukaryota; Metazoa; Chordata; Chondrichthyes; Orectolobiformes; Hemiscylliidae
Gene: znf414
Product: zinc finger protein 414
Exons: 5
Coding region: 385-1326 (313 amino acids)
Source: RefSeq, a predicted model, not a curated record
UGCCGAUGGUAUUAUAUUUGCGUGUUGACUGCACGUUAGAUCGAUUUACAUUGCUUUGCGGAGCAGAUUGUUUUGCAUUCGAUGUAACUCCUAGACACAUGAGCCCUUUAAACUUGUAUAAGUGCCCCACCUUGAUCACAGUCUCGCGAUGUUUGAUACAAUGUUUUAAAAUGGCUACAUUGUAGCUGGGUUAAUGUUGCGAACGUCAUCUUGUGACAAUAUCGAACAUUCCUCUGGAGCUGGCGAGUAUAUGGCAGGCUGCUGCUCGAAUUGAAUUGCUGAUAGAACCUUCAGAUAAAGUUGUUUUCUCUGGAGUCUGGUGUUGCAUCUUCCCCAUGUGAGGCCUUGUCUUACUAUGAGCCCCGGCCCAGUCCUGGCACAAACAUGUUUCUCAGAACGGAGCCAGAAAAGGGUGUGGUAGCCACCACCCAAUCACUGGAGGGGAAAGUGUAUAAAUGUUGUACAAAUGACUGCAAACAGUCUUUCUCCAGCAUGCAUCAUCUAAUGAAUCAUAUGAAAGUACAUCACAAACCUAAUCGAUACUUCAAAUGUGAAGCAUGCAAACUCCGUUUUCGAACACAUCGAUCUCUAUUCAAGCAUAUGCAUAUAUGUUUUAACACUGCAACAAAUGCUCUUCCUCAAAAAGUAGAGAAACAGUCUCCCAGCCCUUUGCCUGCCAAUGAAUCAGACACUCUGGUUAAACAGCCAGUCCCUGUGGAGCCAGUGAAAUUUCAAAGUGUUAUCAAGCAGCUUGAAAAGGAUAGCAAUGUCGCAAACAUGGACACCAUCAGCAAGGCAUCAAAUUCAAGGUCACUCAUGCCACAUGCAAGUACCCUACCAACUCUUCACUCAUCACUAAGUUCAAUGCCAUUGGUAUCUGCAACCCCACAUUCAUUUUCACUAUUGGAACCAUCCCUGUUCGCCACACCCAGCCUGAGUAGGUUUCCUAGCCAAGCGCACACUCCAGUACCUGGGCCCUUCAUUCCAUAUGUGCACCCUGCACCUUACAGCCUCUCCCAAGGUCCCACACCGACACGCCUUCGGUCUUACAUUCCCUCUGAAAGUCUACCAUUCUCCAAUGCGGUCUGGAGAAAGAGUGCAGCUCAAUCUGCAAACAGCCGAAUUGUGUGGGAACAUACCAGGGGUCGAUAUAAUUGCAUGCAGUGUCCAUUCUCGAGUCUAUCACGGGAGGAAAUGACCUUGCACUUGCAAGAGCACAACAAAAUCCUCAGCAGCAGGUUACCGAAUGAGAUGGGCGUGUUUGUGAAUGCUGGUGACAACUAUGGCGCUCUGCCAAUGCAAUUCAGCGAAUCUCUGUUUACCUAAAUUUACAGGGACUGAGGCCUGUGUUCAGAAAGGCAGUCACCAGGAUUAUAAUGCUUUUACACCGAUGAAAAUUCAGCAAUAUAUAUUGUGAUUGUUGGUGAAUUUGGGUCCAGUGAAUUUUUGUUCUGUAAGGAGUUGACACAAAAUUAUAAAGACCAGCUUGCACCAAAAGAGGCAGCCAUCUGUGUGUGCCAUUAAGAUGCAGUGUGAAGUGGCACUCUGUAUUUCUGGAGGCGAUAGUGCAUUUCAUUUUUGUUUCAUAUGAUUUUUCUUCCCCUCUCAAGUCAUUGACACCUUAUCGACCUACAAUUCCAUGGGUUUCAAAUGCCCUUUGCAACAUCUUUCCCCAAUCCUGCUGUGCAUGGUAAAAUAAGGACCCCAAUUUGAUCACCAAGGCUCAGUCAGUGUCACUUAACUUCCACGCAUCUAUAUACCAACUGACGUGACUGGAUAGUCUUCAACUUUCCUCUUUAAUCCCCGAUCUCUUAAGGACAAUUGCAGCACAUCUACCUUGGCAAAGUCUAAGGAUCAGACGUGGGAUUUUCCUUGUUUGGAUUGUUCAAUUGUCCUGGCUUAACCAGGUAAGCCACGAAAGAAACCUUGAGACAGGAUUUUACACGCUAACAUUUGUGGCUGCUCUUGUAGUAUGAAGAGUCCCAGCAGAUUUGACCUGAUAGUUCUUUUUAUUGCUGAGUUUAUUCAUUUUUGGGUUAAGGACACAAGGGUUUAAAGGAUAUCCAGGAUGAUACUGCAUUUUUUUUCAUUUAGUUAAUCAAAAGCUUUAUUUUUUUUCAAUUUGUUUUUGUAGAAAGCAAUAUAUCUUUAGCCUUUUUUGGCAACCUUUAGCUUUCUAUACAAAUGUAAUUGAGGCACAAUUUGUUUGCUCUUGGCCUGGCAAUACAAUAUUAUAUCAUGUCGAAAAACCCCAUGGGUAUCUCCUAUUUAUCAUAUAUUGGAGCACUGUCAGAUAUACUCUAGCACGCAAGUUUUGACAUUUUGGGAUAUCAUUAAACUUUUCCAUUUUAGGAAUUGCAUUUUCGAACAGUUGCCUCGCUGUUGUUCCACAUUUCACUCAUACUCCAAGAUACCACCCUUGGGCGACUGUCUGUCUGUGUGGAGUUUGCACAUUCUCCCCGUGUCUGGGUGGGUUUCCUCCAGGUGCUCCGGUUUCCUCCCACAGCCCAAAGAUGUGCAGGUCAAGUGGAUUGGCCAUUUUAAAUUCCCCCACAGGGAUAUGUAGGCUAGGUGGGUUAACCAUGGCACAUACAGGGAUAGGAUGGGUGGGGGUGUGUGGUUGGGUCUUGAUGGGGUGCUCUUCUGAGGGCUGGUGUGGACUCAAUGGGCCGAAUGCCCUGCUUCCACACUAUGAUGACCCCCAUUCCACUUUUGCUGUAUUGCUGUUUCAAUAAAUGCUUAACACUUUGAAACCUCUCCUGGAAAAAUUGCAUAUGCCCAAGACAAAAAUUCCAUUGCACUUGGGUGUGGACUUGCAACUUUCCACCUUUUGGAAUGGGGGCACGGUUUCCUUCGGAUGUUCAGAACAACUGAUGUAAUUAUAUCUAACACAAUAAAUUUUCCCUCUAGCUGCAUCCUACAUCUCUGUGGUGCUUGUGUAGCCUUUCUGAACACUGGAACUUUAGCAUUAUGCUGUGGGUUAAUGGGUACAAAGGAGAAUGUUUGUUUUUGUAAUUCCACUCAAGUGUAGGUGGGACAGGAUUUCCUGAGUUGCUGUAUUCUAAGACACUGGUGGACAUUACACUUCUUAUUAAUGAAAUCAAGCUUCUUGAAUUCCGUAUCUGUUGUAUGGCCCAUUCAGAGAUCAAAAAAUGUCUCUUGGCCGUGUGUAUCCAGCUCACUUGAGAUUGUGGUAAUAAAUUAGUUUUCUUACAUGAGUUGCUACAAAAGAAUGAGCCUGCAUGCAAGCCCAAAAAUGUGAAUUGUGUAGUAAUUCUUUAAUAGUCUGUCCAGCUUGCACCAAAAGGGUCAGCUGGUGUGAAUAUUUCUUGAGUUUCAUCAUCAAGGUGAGGAUGCAUUUUUGUUUAACCAAGGGCAUCUUCAGUUUGUGUUUGGGUCAUAAUGUCAGGAUUUUAUUUCAUUCACUGUCUGAGAAGUGAUCUGUGCCCCAUUUAGAAGCAUUUGCUUCUCAAGAAACCUGGUGAUUAUUUAUAUAGUGGCAGAAUGCUGUGCCAACCUGGACUUAAAUAUUUCAAACUGACAGCAGAAUAUUCCCCAUAGUUCCGCAACCAGUUUUCAUCUUGGGAAGAAAGAAGCUAUUUCAACAUAUCAAUACGCUGGCACUAUUAGGGACCCUGCUGGCUGGUCUGUGCUGACCAGGAGUCAGCUAUAUUAUCUUCUGUUUACUGCCCAAUGCAUUGUUCCAGGCAUAUUCUUUUAGAUGCACAUGGAAUCCCUCUGCAUUCUCCUUAGGUUUCAGGAGCCUUCAAAGAUAGUUUGUCAGAGAACAGCGUUGUUUAAUUGUUUGCAGCAACAGGCAAUUUUUUUUUGAGUACUUGGAGGAUUAAAGGAUAGAUGCAAUUCCUCAUGUCAAUUUUAGGUGCCAGUUUUAAAAUGACCAAAAGCAGGAAUUUUAUUUCCUUUCCUUGUGUCAUAGCAACAUUUAAAUUUCUAAAUGUCACCAACUGAGAUGAUAUCACCAGUUCCACUUUCUAGAAAGGUAAAGUUGCCCUAGUCCGAUAACGCUGCUUUAUCAUUAGAGAGAUGACUGGUGUUGGUUUAACCUCAGGGUCACCGUGUGUCAGGCAAGGCGAGAAGGUGCAUCUUUCAUGGCUAAUCUCAGCCAAUGCGGGAAUUGAACCCACUUUAUCGGUAUUGCUUUGCAUCACAAACUAUCCAGCCAAUUAAACUUAACUGACCCCCUAACAUAUGGCUGCCAUGGAAAUCCGACCAGAUCUAUUAAUGUUUUUUGUUCAAAGGGGAAGUCAUUGCACUGGGGUUAGUAUUGGUGAUUGUGUACAGCAGAGAUUUUCUGCAUUGUAUAUUAAAGCAUUUGUUUUUAAGUAUUUUCCUGUUUUCAUUUGGUUUGUUAUCGAUUGUAAUCUGCAGAUAUAUUCCCAUACACAGUGGACUGGGGAUUUAAUCUAAUUUUCAUUGGGAACACAAUGCCUUAGCUCAUCAUUUAUGGUCAGAUUCCUCCUACUGUGGGCAUUGAAAGGGUACGUUGGAUACUUGAUUUCCUUCUUUCAGACUUGAAGACCAUGUUUGGGUUUAAUUACGCUCGUUGUUUUGCUUUUAUUGUAUCCUGUACAGUAAUUGAAAAUCUUAAAUAAAAAAAAAUUUGAAAUAAAUGUCAUUGAUCAGUA